CGCAUGCAAAACGGAGCGAUUUUAAAGCUCACACCUCUAACAUAAAUAUUCACCGAAGCCACCUCUGUGGGCUCUGCCUGUCACACUUGACGCCCCACUCUUUUCUUCCUGUUUCUAUAUCUCCAUAUUCACUUUCUUUUCUGUAUUAUUUAACACAAGAGAGAAGAGCUACUUUCUUUCUCUCUCUCUCUCCUCUCUUAAUUUUUUUCUAGUUCACUCGCCUUGGGAGAGGAGAGACUUUCAAUCAAAAAUCAAACAUACAAACAAAACGAAUCACCAUAACUCAUUUAAACCAGUAGCUUACAAAAGUUUAUUAAACAAAAAGUGCAUCCAAACAAUAUAAGCAGGACGUAAUAGUAUUAUGACCAUUGACACUUUUUUUUUUUUAAUAAAUAUUUUAUUUCUUCAAUUUUUAAGCCCGAACAAAAACUUAUUCCAAUACUAAAACCAACCAGGAUUGAUCGUUGUUGUAUCUGAAAAUUGGGUGACAUGGUGAGCAGCGGCGGAGCAGCGAGCGACGGUGGAGUAACUGGAUCAAAAGGAAGCAGUCAGAACUUGAAGAAGGGGCCAUGGACGGCGGCGGAGGAUGCAAUCUUGAUGGAGUACGUGAAGAAGCAUGGUGAAGGUAACUGGAAUUCUGUGCAGAAGAAUACCGGGUUAAUGAGAUGUGGGAAGAGUUGUAGGCUUCGAUGGGCUAACCAUUUGAGGCCUAAUCUCAAGAAAGGUUCUUUUACUCCUGAAGAGGAGAGGAUCAUCAUCGAACUUCACGCUAAAAUGGGCAACAAAUGGGCUCGCAUGGCCGCUCAGCUACCUGGAAGAACCGACAAUGAAAUCAAGAACUACUGGAACACCAGAAUUAAGAGACGCCAAAGAGCUGGCCUACCUAUUUACCCUCAAGAAGUCCAAGAAAAAGCCGCAGCGUUUCACUUCCAACAUCACCACCACUACCACCACCAUAGGAGGUCCCACAAUAGCUCAUCUGCUUCACUGUCUUCACUCCUCACAUCACAAAACGCCACUUACAAUCCCUCUCUCUCCUUGUUCAAUACCUUAAAUACCUCAUCCGCUGCAAACCACCCACUUCAAAAUCAGCCGACUUCUUUUUACUCUAAUCCUAAUCCCCAAUUCAAGAUUUUUUGUCACAACAACAAUGACACUAAUGGUUUUUCUUUGCCUUUGUCCUUUAAUUCUUCAUUUGUACCAUCAGCAACAAGUCUCCUCAAUAGAAACCUCCAAUAUCAGGCUCUCCAAGUACCAUCCUUUAAGUUCAAUAGUGGAACUAAUAUUGAUGGUGAUCUGAGUUUUAGUUCGACGAUAAUGGAAGCAGGAGCUUCUGUUGACCCAAUUCAUCAUUUUGUUUCUGGGAUAGGCAAUGAACUCCCUUCAAACCAAAUACCACCACAGGCAGAGCCGAGGACUUCAGCUUCAUCAGGGUCAACGGCUGGUGUUUGCGCCAAGAAAACUAAUGGUAACCAUAAAAUAAUUCCCCUAAAAAGGAAUAGAAGCAAUAGUGGCCUGUUAGAUGCUCUAGUGCAGGAGUCACAAAAUCUGUCUCGGUGUGAAAAUUUCAAAGGUGAGAAUUUUACGGUUGCAGUUGAUAAAGGGAAAGGCCUGGUCGGUCUGCCUUGUGAAGAUAUGGAGGAAGCCAAUGAAGGUGUUGAAUCAGUGAUGAGGAAUAGAGACGAGGCUAAUGCUGAUACCCAGUGGGAUGAUUUUAGCUCUUCUCAGUCAUCAAUUGGAAUGAAAGCCGGUGAGGACCCAUCAGAGGAGAUGAAUUCCAUGGACGAAGAUCUCAUGGCCCUGCUCAACAACUUCCCCUUAUCAACGCCACUGCCAGAGUGGUACCCCGGAAACAGCGACAUUUCCAACGGAUCAUCAACCACCAUGACCGGUGGCAACAAUGUAGACACUAACAAUCAGCAAAAUGCUGCAGCCAUCACAGCUCCACAGUCAGCUGCCUCCCCGGAUCUCCAGUGGUCUCUGGGUUCCUGCUGCUGGAACAACAUGCCCAGAAUUUGCUAAGCUUAGCAUUUAACAUAUAAGCAGCUAGAAUCAGAAGUGUGUUCCAAUCGUUUUUUUCACUUUUUUUUUACUAAGCAUUCAAAUUCCUGUUAGGUCUAAUUUGUGUGAUCGCAGUCUUCUUAUGAACUGUAAUGUUUAAUUUAUAAUCAUGUGUAUACAGAUUGUCUAUCCAGAAAAUAGUUUUUAACUUUCUAGA
Molecule: messenger RNA, 2218 nt
Organism: Mangifera indica (mango)
Lineage: Eukaryota; Viridiplantae; Streptophyta; Magnoliopsida; Sapindales; Anacardiaceae
Product: transcription factor MYB101-like
Exons: 3
Coding region: 490-2022 (510 amino acids)
Source: RefSeq, a predicted model, not a curated record